AUGGCAACAUGGAUGUCUGACGAGGGCCUUGGGGCCAGAGAGUCAAUCUCAGAAGCGCAUCUUUUGGUCACCGAGCUCUAUAAUCCUGCAAACCAACGGGACCCCGCCAGAAUUAAUGAGAUCCAAACACGCCUCCAACAACUUCAGAAGACUGAAAAUGCAUGGGCAAUUGCGGAUUCACUCCUGCAAAGCGAACACUCAGCCCAUCAUCGUUUCAUGGGGGCCCUCACAUUCACAGUGAAGAUCAAUGUCUCAUGGAAUGAAAUUAACCAAAAUUCCGCUGCCGAGAUCAUGCAGCACCUGAUCAAUCGCUUUGUUGCUUUGGUAACCAAUGGUGAACAAGCAAUGGUUGUGAGAAAGCUUGCCUCAAGCUUGGUUGCCAUCUUCAAACACCCUACCACACCAUGGAAACAAGCUAUUUGGCAGUUAGCGGCAAGCCUUGUCCACGGCGAAUAUGUAUCCGAAGAGCAAGCACAAGCGGUGGAUUUUCAGGAGCGAAUACUGCCAGCGUUGAGCAAGAGUGGAUCAGGUGCACUCCUAUUUUUCUCAAUCUCACUCGCUGAGGAGGCUCUUCGACUUGACUCUGAACCACAGGACGGGGCUGGAGAUACCUCCGCUAUCCAGCGAGCCAUACACAACAUUAAAGAUGGUCUGCUCCUGGUUCAAUUUGUCCUAGAGGAGAUCAAACAGCAUACAAAGGCAGGAGGGGAUGAAGCAGUUGAUGUAGCACUAGCGGCUGAAGCCAUGAAUUCAUGGAAGACAUGGCUAGGUGUUCAUGGAAAUCGUCAACGCUCCUCUGCUGAAGAUAUCAAUACCUUGGCGGUACGAUGUGGCCAGACCGUCAUUGAGACAUUGAGGAUACCCAGCUUGAGUGAAAGUGCAGCUGCUAUUUUGACCCAAGCCUUUGAAAGCCGGCGCUGGGCCUUUGACAACAACUCAUUAUGGCUUAUUUCUGAAAUUAUUGCCGAUUCAAUCGUCACAGUCCACAUUGCCGCAGUGAGGAGUGGCGAAGCAGGGACUGAAAGCAUGUCGUUUGUUGACCUGUUGAUUGCAUAUGUCUCACAUUUGCACUUAGAUGUCUUCAGCGACCCCAUGACACCACAAAAUUCAGCGAUCCUCACUCUCGUUCACGGUAUAUUUAAAACUCCUGGCUAUGCUUCCAUUGACGAUCUCGGAACCCCACGCGUCUUGGAGUUUUGGAACGACAUCGCAGAGAGUCUCCCUGAUCAACUCGAGGAAGGCAGUCCUAGGUAUGAAUUGGUGAAGUCCCACCUAGCCCAAGUUGUCUUGGGUCUUUCCAGCAAAUUACUAUAUCCUAAGUCUGAAGAUUUGGAAGAUUGGGGGGAGGAAGAGCGGAGUGAAUUCGGUGCCUUCCGUCAUGAGGCCUGUGAUUACUUACUUUCAGCAUAUCCCGUACUCGGUGUUGAUCUCGUCACUGUCUUCCAGAGGAGUGCAACGUCCCACCUAGAAGCUCGGGACUGGCGUAAUUUCGAGACUGCCAUGUUCUGCAUAGCUCAGCUCUCAGAAGCAGUGGAUGAGAAUGGCCACGCCGACCAGUGUCUCGAUGCCAUCUUUGGCAGCGAUGCCUUUGCCCGGCUCUGCGCAGGUGGGGAUACUGGAAUACCACUCAAGGCUCGUCAGACCCUGGUGGACUCCUUCGGAAAGUACGAAUCAUACUUUGAGCGUCACAGUUCAUUACUCCCGGGUGUUCUGAACAUUCUUUUCGAAUCCCUUAACUUUGAACUAUGUGCACAAGCGGCUUCCAGGUCAAUAUUGACACUUUCAAAGUCGUGUGCUCGCGUUUUGACGUCAGAUCUUCCUGCAUUCUUAGAUCAGCUGGACCAGUUCAGAAGCAAGCCGACGGCGACUGUCUCCACCAUGCCUAAGGUUUUGGAAGGAAUUGCAACCAUCAUUCAAAGCUUGCCUAGUGACCAGGAAAAAGUACAAACACUAGAGAGAAUUCUCAGCUUCUUUGUUCAGGAAGCUAACACGGCACGGGAAGAGGUCACGGGUCCUGCUCAUGAAUCUGGCCGUCUACGUGGACAUCUUGUGCUGAGCUGCAUUGCAAGUAUCGGCAAAGGUCUUCGAUCAGAAAGCGAAGUCAUUGAUGUCGAGCUUAACAAGGAAGGAAACCCCUACCCUCCAUCAUUCUGGAACUCUGGACCAGGUGCCGAAGCUCAGCGCCUGAUCAUGGAGUCCAUGAGACUUCUAGUUGUCGGCUUCCCUGUGGAUAGCAGCAUCAUUGAGGCAGCCUGUGACAUUUUGAAAGCUGGCUACACUGAGCGGGCAGGACUUUUUGUCUUCCCGCCCUCCAUGACGGUGGACUUCAUCAAAAGUUUUCCCCUCGGUAUCUCUGGGACAGAUGUUAUUAUGGCGACCGCCUCGUCAUUUUUGGCAUCUCACGCUCGGCAUGCAAUGAACAUCCGCAGCGAAGCUGAGGCGCUCAUUGAUCAUGUUGCCCAGCUCUUCUCUUCGAUGCUCCAGAAUCCGGAUGUAUACGACCCAGAGACUGCUAAUGCCGGAAUCGAUUUCCUAGCGCGUCUUUUACCAAAGUAUUAUCGGAUCUUGUUUACUCCCAUAAAAUCAACCCUGAGCGCAGAGUCCUCUCCCCUCGCUGUGCUUCUUCACUUCACACUUCACGCCUUGACGCGACCUGAGCCACUUCCUCUCCGUUCUGCCUCUGCAUUCUGGGUUGCAUUAAUAGAUUUGCGCGGCAGUUCUCCAGAAGAAAUGAACAUACUUGAAUCAGUCCAUCAAGAGUUUAUUCCACGCUUGUGUUACACCAUCAUCCAGCAGAUUGCAGGUCGAUGCGCAAGAUCAGAUUUGGUCUCGUUGACUGAUGUUCUACGACGCACGAUUUUCAAAAAGAUGGCAUUGGCGCGCCCGGCUUUGAAGGCUGCGCUGGACUCUUUGAAUGCCCAGGUCACAGAUGCAAACGGUCAACAAGUGCCACUCCUAUCGGCACAAGACAAGUCGCGGUUCUUAGAGUCUCUUGCCAUUGCUAGAGGUGGUCACAAACCGUCUCUUGAUCUUGUACGUUCCUUCUGGUUGAAAUGCCGUGGGAUGAAUUUCGAUUAUGCCCAGUAG
This is a messenger RNA of Penicillium coprophilum, 3087 nucleotides long. RefSeq names its product putative importin 13. Bases 1 to 3087 code for a protein of 1028 amino acids. NCBI's taxonomy places the organism in Eukaryota, Fungi, Ascomycota, Eurotiomycetes, Eurotiales, Aspergillaceae. Gene Ontology annotation, molecular function: small GTPase binding. Gene Ontology annotation, cellular component: cytoplasm; nuclear membrane. Gene Ontology annotation, biological process: protein import into nucleus. The transcript has 4 exons. The record is from RefSeq and is a predicted model, not a curated record.